Plasmodium knowlesi strain H is the source of this 2517-nucleotide messenger RNA. Its product is annotated as conserved Plasmodium protein, unknown function. Bases 1 to 2517 code for a protein of 838 amino acids. NCBI's taxonomy places the organism in Eukaryota, Apicomplexa, Aconoidasida, Haemosporida, Plasmodiidae. The transcript has 6 exons. The record is from RefSeq and is a predicted model, not a curated record.
AUGGGGGGACCACGUUCCGAUUCGUCCACUUGGCCUACUUCUCGCCAAGUGACUUUUAACGAAAUUUGCGAAUUUGUCUGGGGGGAAAAUGUCAAAGGGAUGCCUGAUCAUGUGCAGGAAGAAAUAAGCAAUUUUCUUUUUAAAUUUUAUCAAGCGCACAAGUUUUUUACAUGCGUGGAGUUGGAGAAUUUAAACAAUUUCUUAACAUUACUCAUACGAAAUUUUAGGGAUCAUACGAAUGACAAAUUUUGUAUGAAAAUUUUCUUGUUACAUUUUAGAAAUGUGUCUGCUUCGUUUGUGAAGAAUAACAGAGCCGAAGAUGGGCUAUACGUAAAGCAGAUCACGCGAUACUUUCUAUGUCUGCACGAGUUGCUCAGACAUUUGAAGGAGAGGCAGCAGGGGGAGACUGUGCGAACAGGGGAGAUUGGAAAGAGUACUUCAGAAGAUGAAUCUCUUUUGGUAGCGUCCAUAGCGAAAUAUCUGAACUUAUUCUUGGUGUCCGCGCUGAGGUUGGUCGAAAGGAACUACUUGGCGCGCUUGUACUGUACGAUCAUAUCUCAUGGGAGAAUUGCCGAAAUUCUGGCCAAUGCAUAUGGCCAAAAUGAAGAAGCCGAUGAGGAUAUCAUUCAUAGUUUUGUUUUACUAACGGAGCGAAAGGAAUUUGAUAAACAUAUAAUAAAAUGCGGAAUCAUAAAUAAGUUUACCACGUCGCAGGCACUAAACCAGAGCAAGGCCUCUCCUAAAAACAGCUUCAUCAUUCAGGUAUUAAUAAAAAUAGCUAAACGAAAUUUCAAAGAGCUCAGAAUAUAUACCUCCAAGAGUAACCUCCAAUUUGUUAACUCUUUAAUAGAAGUUGUGCACUAUAAAAUUACAGAAGGAGACUUCGGUCUGUCUUGUGCUAACUUGUUAAGAUUAUUUUCGUACAUCGUAGAGGGGGGGUUGUGUUCCGCUGGUUCUCCCCUAUUUGAUCAUCAUACUCACGACGUUUCUGAUACUGAUGAAAUUUUAUUUUUCGAACAUAUGAACAAAUUAAUUGAGAAUGUAGAAUGUCUGGUUCGGUCGGCUAAUCUUUGCAACCGUGUACAGGAGAAAGAUGAUCCUUUUGGUUACUUUCUCGGCGCCUUUUUCUGUGCCCUCCGAAAUGUACUGCAAGCUGUACUUAAUUCGGACGAGUCGGUAACUUCCGCAGGGUGCGAAGAUAUUGGGGACUGUAAACCUAGAGAGAGCUGUUUGCAUUCCUGCUGCUUUUCCAACCCAUUGUGGGCGCUUCACCAAAACUCCCAAAUGAGGGGAGAAGUGGAAAAAAUGAUUUGUAGCAUUUUGGAUAUGAUCCUUAGCUUCUUAGUCCACUGUAGUUCUCCCCUUCCAGAUGAAAAGAAAUCGCUUCACAUGUUAUGCUUCGAUAUCGUUAACGCGAUAAGUAGCUGUCAUUUGGCAUCUACAAUGGAGAAGAAAAAAAUUGCAGAAAACGUGAUACCUUUCAUGAUUGGCAUCCAUAGUAACGAAAAGGUUGCAGAAGGGAAGGACAAUUAUCUGUACCUCAAGCAUGUGGAAGCUCUAUUUUUCCUGUGUUUACAUAAUGAAUACGUGUGCAGGGAAUACUUUAAGGAAGAGUUUAUCAAGCUUGUGGAAGAACUAUAUCUCAAAAUUGAUCAGCGUGAGAAAGUUGAAAAUGUAAAGAAGAAGGAAGAAUGUGAUUUAUUGAAACUCUACUAUUUUGGUAUACUAUACAUGUUUGCGCAAAUGAACAUAAAUAAUGAGAAGGAGAAGAAGAAAAUUUCCCUCCCUUUCAUUAAUUAUGUAAUAGUGAACGAAUUGCAAAAUAAAAAGUUUCUUCUCGAAAACCACGUCUACUGCUUGCUCUUUUUGCGCUUUUUAAAUAUGUCUCUGUUAAACAAUUUAUAUGAUUUUAAAAAGUUCGCCCAAGGAGUUUCAUUGGUGCAUUUCCUCAAAGUAGUUAGGGGGGUUGACGCAAGCCUUAAAACUGCGGCAUUAAAUAUUCUAGUACAGUGGAUGGAAAGAGAUCACUGCUUGAAGUUAAUCAAAACGCACGUGAAGACAAAUAAACAGAUAUUCCACAUUUUGCUAGAAAUCUGGAUACUCGUCCAUGAUGAAAUGACAGGGGAGAAGAAGGAUUCUUUGGAAGCGUCUGCAAAAUGGGAGACAGUACUGUACAUAAUACAUCACAUAUUUAAAAGACUAACAAAUGGGUUUACCAAAUAUUUGAGUUACUUUUCGGAACACCAGGAUCUCCUCAGCAAUUUCAAAAGAGUGAUGACUUUCGAAGAGAAAUACAUUUUGGAAAUAUAUUCUCAAAUAUGUCAGGAUGUUGAAGCAAACCGAUUGGGAAUUCUCGAGAAGGACAGAAACUGCCUUAACGACAAGGUAAAAUCGUGCGCAGAGAAAAUAGAACAGAUGGAAAAAAGGCUCCAGGUUACGACGGAGGAGAGUUAUAGGAAAAAUGUCGACGAAUUGGAGAAUUAUUACAACUAUGUUAGGGCGGGAGGCGAAUUUUAA